This is a messenger RNA of Rubroshorea leprosula, 695 nucleotides long. NCBI's taxonomy places the organism in Eukaryota, Viridiplantae, Streptophyta, Magnoliopsida, Malvales, Dipterocarpaceae. The record is from the annotation of a GenBank genome assembly.
UCCAGAAAAUUUGCUCAAACAACACUGCCGACAAAGAAUCCGACUCAGUUUCUCCAGAUUUCAACUUUCGAUUCGUCCUCAAAAAAUGGGUCUGUCCAUCAACGGCAAUUCAACUUCUUUGGUGGCGCAAUCUCACCGCCGCACCCACAAGAUCUUCCUCAUAUCCAACUAUAUCCUCCUCGGCGCAGCCUCCAGUUGUGUCUUCCUCACCCUCUCCCUCCGCCUAAUCCCCUCACUCUGCGGCUUCUUCUUCAUCCUCCUCAACGUAGUUGCCAUCGCCGCUGCCGUCUGCGGCUGCUCCGUCGCCACUGCUGGGUCAAACAAGUAUUAUGCCGCACACAUGGUGGUAACAGUUCUGACAUCAAUUUGCCAGGGCUCCGUCUCGGUGCUAAUCUUGACCAGAACAGCCGACUUCUUGGGCUACCUGAACUCUUAUGUUAGGGAAGACGAUGGGGUCGUGAUUCUGAAGAUGGUCGGCGGGUUGUGCGUGGUGGUCUUUUGUAUGGAGUGGGUGGUGCUAACACUCGGCUUCCUGGUGAGGUACUAUACCUUUGUGGAGAGUUCGGAGCAGAGGACCGCCGGCGCCGGAGCUAGAACAGAGAACCUGAAAAAUUGGUCAAUGCCUUUCCAAGUUCAAGUCUAGAAGAGCAUCCUUUCUAUUCUUGUUUUCGUUUUUGCCUUUUUUUUUUUUUUUU